AUGGCCGCCCGGCCGGGAGAGGAAAAUGUAGCUACACUCUACGGGGAUAUCCACUACUUCUAUGGACCGCCAGACAAUAAUCCGCCCCACCACCGCUUCGACAAAGGUUCCUAUGUGUAUCUUUUCGAGGAUGCGAACCAGGGACGGGCUCGGGUGGAGGUUGCCAACAAGGCGGGGACGGAAGAUCAAGAUGCUUUCGAUGGCUAUCUCGACCGAGUCCAUCUUCGCUACUCGUACAAGCAUACCUGCCUUGUAACCCUCACCGUGGGCGAGGUCGAGGGAAACGAUGAGUGGCAUCUGCCCACCUACGACCCCCACAACCAGAACAAGUACCACUACAAAUUGCACUCGCUCGAUAUCUACUUCUGGAUGCCCCAGGAUGCGGUGCAAUUUGUCAACGGGAUUAGGCGCGUGCUCCCCCACGGGCAAUGCGAGGUUCUCGACGAACCUGGCCCGCCGCCGCCUCGCCAGGUUGCGCAGGCCACCGAAAUGAGUUCGGUUGUGCAGAAGCUCGAGCAAGCCGCCAUCUCCGAUUCCGUUCAGGGGACACCGGCCGGUCUCCAAGGCGGUAGCACUUCCGGGGUUCCGUCCUUCCCAGGACCCCCCGUGUCGGCCGUCAACAGCACAGGAGACACGACAUCGCCACCCGCCCAACAAUUUACGCCAAUCGCCUACAACCCAGCUGCACCCCCCGCGCCCGAAGAAAUCCGCCAUCGCGAGAAGACCCCGCCUCCCGAGGACGGCAUUGCCAACCCCCUCCAUCAGACUCUCGCUUACGACGCCGCUACCCCCUUCUCGCCCGGCCUCGUACCCAGCGGCCUCGGCCCCUUGAGUCCCGGCAUCCCGCCCCCAAACCUUCAACACCCGCCCGGCGCGCCUAGUUUCCCAGGUCCGCCUCAGCACAGCGUAACCUCGCCGGGCUUUGCGCCCCAGGGGUUCGGUUCUCUCGGUGGGCAAGCGGCCAGCAUAUCUCAAUACCCACCUGCACACCAAGGCCUCUCCCGCGCCGCAACCAUGCCGGCGCACGGGGGUGUAGGCACCCCGCUGGCUAGCCCCGGGCUCGCAAGCCCUUUCAACGUCGGCACAUUUCCCUCACACGUGCAUGCCCCUUACACCUCCGGCAUCACCCACACACCCACCCCUCCAGCAGCUGGGCUAGUCGGCGUCGGCCCGCCCCCUGGGACGCCAGGGCUUGGACCGGGACAUGCACAGCUGGGACAUGCACCGGGUCAAAACGACUACUCGGUUCAUCAACAAUUUUAUGGGUCUGAAACCCAGUACCAGCCGAAACAAGAGGUCAGGGGAAAGUUGGAAGAGAGGGCUGGGAGGUUGGAGCGGGGCGUGACAGGCAUGUUUAAGAAGAUUGAGAAGAAGCUGGGUUGA
Messenger RNA from Dichotomopilus funicola, 1383 nucleotides. RefSeq lists its product as uncharacterized. NCBI's taxonomy places the organism in Eukaryota, Fungi, Ascomycota, Sordariomycetes, Sordariales, Chaetomiaceae. The record is from RefSeq and is a predicted model, not a curated record. The transcript is spliced from 3 exons. The coding region runs from base 1 to 1383 and encodes 460 amino acids.